CAUCUUCCUGGACCCGGGCGGGGCAGUGGGUUGUGCGGCGCCGCUCGGGAAGGAAUCCGGCCUGCAACCCGGACUCAGGGUUUCCUUCAGAGGUGCGGGCACAGGUGGGCAGGGACGGGAGGAGGAAAAGCGGGGGCGGCAACCUGAAGAAGACCCGGUGGUACCAGGCAGCCCUCAGCACGCUUCCGGCUCCUUCCUACUGGCACACUGCCUCAAUCUGAAGAGAAGCCCAAGUUGUUUUUAUUUUUCUGUAAAAAGAGGCCUUUCCUAGGGGCCCAGGACUGCUGUAAGGACAAUGGACUCCGGGGCUCGCCCAGUUGGUAGCAGCUGUAGCAGCCCUGCAGCGCUGUCACGGGAAUACAAACUAGUGAUGCUGGGUGCUGGUGGCGUCGGGAAGAGCGCCAUGACAAUGCAGUUCAUCAGCCACCGAUUCCCAGAAGAUCAUGACCCCACCAUUGAGGAUGCAUACAAGAUCCGGAUCCGCAUCGACGAUGAGCCUGCCAACCUGGACAUUCUGGAUACAGCCGGGCAGGCAGAGUUUACAGCCAUGCGGGAUCAGUAUAUGAGGGCAGGAGAAGGAUUUAUCAUCUGUUACUCGAUCACGGAUCGCCGAAGUUUUCAUGAAGUUCGGGAGUUUAAACAGCUGAUUUACCGUGUCAGACGCACUGACGACACACCAGUGGUUCUCGUGGGAAACAAAUCGGACCUGAAGCAGCUGCGGCAGGUCUCCAAGGAAGAGGGGUUAUCUCUGGCGCGGGAAUUCAGCUGUCCGUUUUUUGAGACCUCUGCUGCGUAUCGUUACUAUAUCGAUGACGUUUUCCAUGCUCUUGUUCGCGAGAUUCGUAAGAAAGAAAAGGAAUUAGUAUUGUCCAUGGAGAAAAAGUCUAAACCCAAAAGCAGUGUGUGGAGGAGGCUGAAGUCGCCGUUCAGGAAGAAGAAAGACUCGGUAACCUGAGGGAAGUGUGAUGUCCCUGCUGUGAACUGCGGUGCUGCCCGACAGCCCAGUACCUGCAAUAACGGGCACACUGUCCGCUCUCUUUCCCGCUACCCUAAAUGCCACUGGCGAGGGGGCCAUGGCCACUGGGCGUUUUCAGUGACUCUGACUUUUUAGCCCUCAGAGCACUGCCCACUCCUUGAUUGUCACAGGGGAAUUUGAUCUGCCAUUGUUUUGGUUAUGUUGCUGAUGUAAAUUAAUUUGUGUAAAUUGUUUAUACCCAGGAGAAUAUGUAUACCGUGUGCACUUGACUAAGUUUACAAAAGGAACUUUGCUGUCUACCCCCACCAUCCUUCAACUUGAGCUUCCUGGUACUGUCUCACAGAAGGACCUCUCUACCUUGUUUUUCCACACUGUGUAUCUUGGAGACAGAACAAAAUGUUGCAUAGGGAAACUAACGAUAAAGAGAUUGGUGCUAAAGGUGA
This is a messenger RNA of Microtus oregoni (creeping vole), 1419 nucleotides long. RefSeq names its product Ras like without CAAX 1 (gene Rit1). Gene Ontology annotation, cellular component: plasma membrane. The record is from RefSeq and is a predicted model, not a curated record. Lineage: Eukaryota; Metazoa; Chordata; Mammalia; Rodentia; Cricetidae. Gene Ontology annotation, molecular function: calmodulin binding; GTP binding; GTPase activity. The transcript is spliced from 6 exons. Gene Ontology annotation, biological process: Ras protein signal transduction. Bases 296 to 955 code for a protein of 219 amino acids.